UGCAAACCGGGGCACCCAGGGCUGUGACUGGCCCCUGAGGACACAGCUACCUGUGAUCCCCAAGCCAGGCCCAUCCUGUCUACUUAACCAGAGGGUCAAGUCAAUUGGCUUAGACCAGGGAUCGCUCCCACUUGGGUGGUCACCUCUGCUUGCUCUGGAGCUGAAAAUGGAGCAACCAAACCCUGCAAGUCCGGAACUAGAAGGGAGACCGGAAGCAGGAGGGGACCUACCCGAAGGCAUGAAGGGGAAUCCGGAGUGGUCAGGCGAAGAAGCGUGGAAGGGGUUACACCGUACUGAGGAGUUCUUGAGGGCGUGGGGGAACCCAGUUCCUCUGGAAGACACACAGCAGGACAACGUCCGAGCUUUCCUCUCCUCUUUUGAGGAAAUCGCCGAAGCCUGCCAAUGGCCCAGAGGAGAAUGGGUGGGCCGGCUCCGGCCUGCGCUGAGCAGCUCUGCUGAACAGGCUUUGGGUAGACUGGAAGCCGCUGACAGGGAGGAUUAUAGGAAAGUGAAGGCCGCUGUCUUGCGGGAGGAUGCUGCGAGGAUGGAGACGCAGCGCCGGGACUUCAGGCAGUUCUGCUACCAGAAGGCCGGAGACCCGCAGAGGGUUUAUAGGCAGCUGCGGGAGCUGUGCCACCGGUGGCUGAAGCCAAAGAGACGCACCAAGGAGCAGAUUGUGGACCUGCUGAUCCUGGAGCAGUUCUUGGCCAUCCUUCCUCACGAGCUGCAAAGCUGGGUCAGGGAAGAGGGGCCAGAGAGCUGCGCCCAAGCCGUGGCCAUGGCGGAGGAUUUCCUGACCAGCCGUCGGAAAGCUGAGACGUGGAAGUGGCAGAUGCCGUCUCAGGGGACAGCCACCAGGCCCCUUGAGACAGGUGAGGCUUCGCCAGCCAACUCCCAGAGACAAAGCUACAUGGAUACCACAGCACUGAAAUGCGACGGGGACAUGAUUUUGCAGGCCAACGGAAGGACGCUCCCAAGUCACCCCUGUUCCUUGCUUCCUCCUGAGGGACUGGAAAUGGCCGAAGCUGGGCUGACUGAGGGCCCAGCGAGCACCAAGAAGAAGGAGGGGCCUUUUGGCAAGGAGGAGGCAUCCCUGACACAGCCAGGCCAGAGGACGAUGUUCUGGCAAGUCAAAGAGGAGAACUGCGGCAUUGUGGGCUCUCUGGAGGGGCUUCUGAUUCCCAAACUGGAUAUUUCCUUCCAGUCGGAAAAAGGGGAAAAGAUGUUCUUGCAGGAACCAGAACCAGGUAAAAGGAGAGAGAUCAAGAUGGAGAAUUCCCACCCAGGGGAAGCCGUGCCAGAGGGAAUGUCCCAGGGGAACGUUCCUUUUUUAGCUGAGAUUGCAGAGCAAAAGCACGAGUCCAAAGGACACCAGGAAACAAAGGAAUACAGCAAUCUCCCAGAAGUUCCCGUUAGCGAAGACACAACACAGUUUGGAGUGGAAAAGCCCUUCUCCUUAAAUCAUGGGAGGAACAACCAGCACGGUUUGGGUCUGGGUACGCUGAAUGCAGAAGAAGGUCCUUACGAAUGCCCCAUGCGUGGGGAGAGCUUCAAGCAAGGAUCCGCCCUGGCUGAACACCAGAGGAUGCGCAUGGGAGAGGAACUGUGUGAAUGGUCUGAGGGCGAGAAGCCCUUUCCCCAGCGAGAGAUCUGGGUGCGCCAUCAGAGCAGCCUCCUAGAAGAGAAACCAUACGAGUGUCCUGAGUGCAGGAAGAGGUUCAGUUACAGAGCAACGCUGAUGCGGCAUCGGAGGAUCCACACCGAAGAGAAACCGCACAAGUGCUCCCACUGUGGGAAAAGCUUCAGCCAGAGGACCAAUUUGGUGAGUCACCUGCGAAUCCACACUGGAGAGAGGCCGUAUCAGUGCUCCCAGUGCGGGAAAGGCUUCCGUUGGCAACUCCAUUUGAAGAGGCACCAGAAGAUCCACACGGGAGAGAAGCCCCAUGAAUGCCCGGACUGCGGGAAAAGCUUUUCCCGGAGAGAUACAUUGCUCAAUCACCGGAGGACCCACACAGGGGAGAAGCCGUACGAGUGCCCCGAUUGUGGGAGAAACUUCAACCAUCCGUGCAACUUAAUUGAACAUCAGAAGACGCACACAGGGGAGAAACCACACGAAUGUCCCGAGUGUGGAAAAAACUUCUCUCGGCGGGAUACACUGAUCAAGCACCAGAGAACUCACACAGGGGAGAAGCCUUAUGAAUGCCCCGAGUGUGGGAAAAGUUUCCAUCAUCCUUGUCGGUUGAUUGACCAUCAGAAGAUCCACACAGGAGAGAAGCCUCACGAAUGCCCUGAGUGCAGGAAGAACUUUUCUCGGCGAGAUACGCUGAUCAAACACCAAAGGACCCAUGCAGAGGAGAAGCCUUAUGAAUGUCCUGAUUGUGGGAAAAGCUUCAUUCAGAAGAAGGCAUUCAUCAGACACCAGUUAAUUCAUUUAGGGAAUACGUCCAGCUAAUAUUCUUGAAAAGUGCCACAUUCCACAGAAAAAAGAGGGAGAAGUGUUGGUUGCAUCCUGAUUCCUGGUGGAGAAACCACACCUUAUCUAUGUCACGAGACAUAGGCGGAUGACAACAGAGAAACCUAGGAAAAAUAGGCUGAAACAAGUAAAUUGAUUCAGCAGGAAGGUUAAAGUAAUAAUUGAUUAAUAAUAGAAAU
Molecule: messenger RNA, 2652 nt
Organism: Lacerta agilis (Sand lizard)
Lineage: Eukaryota; Metazoa; Chordata; Lepidosauria; Squamata; Lacertidae
Product: zinc finger protein 436-like
Exons: 6
Coding region: 167-2452 (761 amino acids)
Biological process (GO): regulation of transcription by RNA polymerase II
Molecular function (GO): DNA-binding transcription factor activity; RNA polymerase II cis-regulatory region sequence-specific DNA binding
Source: RefSeq, a predicted model, not a curated record